Molecule: messenger RNA, 4136 nt
Organism: Acanthopagrus latus (yellowfin seabream)
Lineage: Eukaryota; Metazoa; Chordata; Actinopteri; Spariformes; Sparidae
Gene: crsp7
Product: cofactor required for Sp1 transcriptional activation, subunit 7
Exons: 3
Coding region: 305-2194 (629 amino acids)
Biological process (GO): regulation of transcription by RNA polymerase II; positive regulation of gene expression
Cellular component (GO): mediator complex; nucleus; core mediator complex
Molecular function (GO): transcription coregulator activity
Source: RefSeq, a predicted model, not a curated record
UUGGCUACGUGCAGACGUCAAAGCGCAUACAUCGUAUCCCAGCAUGCAGCAGGAGGCCGUUUAGGGAUCCAGCAGCUGGUAGUGAGUUGCUAGAGCGCCGAGCAGGCAGCAGCCAUCGGUCAACACAGCACACACAUUUCCUCUCCAUGUGAGAAAAACUGAGCCGUCUACCAUCCAGGCGACAGAAAAAUAUGCUGUUCGGACGCCCGACGAGUCACCGCGCCGGCUUUUGAGUCACCAUUGUCAUCCGGUUUUCAUUUUGGAGGAUUCCUCCCUCCAUCCUCCGGAUCGCACCGAACAGGCAAUGACAACGGUCUCAGCAACCCCGCUGCAGAUGAGGGACCGGCUGCUGCAGGCCAUCGACAGUCACAGCAAUAUACGCAAUAUGGUGGCUGUACUGGAAGUAAUUACAUUUCUUGAAAAGUAUCCUAUCACCAAAGAAACACUUGAGGAAACCCGACUUGGAAAAUUGAUCAAUGAUGUAAGGAAGAAGACCAAGGAUGAAGACCUCGCCAAGCGUGCUAAGAAACUCUUACGGAACUGGCAAAAGCUGAUUGAACCUGGGCCUGCUGUGGCUGCGAGUGCCCCUGGGUCUACCAAUGGCAGUUCUCAUCCCUGUAGAACUGAGGCCCCUCCUCCUGAUAUUUCUGUGUCGGGGAAGGGUGUCCCCGAAGUCAAAAUCAGAAACGAUGUUCACAACACAUACUCCCCGAAAGCUGAGAAGUCAAGCAACCGCAAACGCAGAGCAGAGCACAGAGACAGUGGAGUGCACUUACCAGAAAAAAUCUCCAAAAUGUCAUAUGAUAACUCUGUUUCACCACCACCCACCAAUGGGAUUGCAGGCAGUCCUGAUCCCCCGCCUGACCCGCAAGUCGUCCCUUCUCCAGACAGAUCUCGGAUAGAGCACCUUGAUAAUGAUAAAAUCAACAGAAUUCCAGUAAAUGCUGUCAAGCCUCGCCCCAGCUCACCUGGUGUGGCCAAACUACCUAGCACUUCCUCUAUGAUCAAGGUUGCUGUGAUGCAGCAACAAGCCAGACUGGAUGAAGGAGGAGGAGGAGGGGCAUAUUAUCAAGCCAAAAGUCCCCGUGGCCUCACAACCAGUCCAAGAAGCGUGAAGCAAGACACACUGACCAAGCGCUCUUCAGCAUAUGCACCGAAAGGAACGCCUGUCCCAAGCCCUUCCUCAAGGGACUCCCCCUUGUCUUUGCCCCAGCCCGUAGCCUCUCCAGCCCAAGCAUCUUACGCUGACAAGCUGCCACAUUCUUCUCACAGGUCUUCAACGCACUGGGCCAGUGUGUCAGAAGUUCCCUCUCAUUGCCCACCACAAGACCUAUCUGCAACACUGGAAUCUCCAUCAGUCUCCCCUUCACCCUCUCACGCGCAACACAACUCAGAACUACACAGACCAACAUCUGAGGGAGCCAUGUCUGUGUCUGAUGACACAGACGGGACAACGGUCCCCAACUCAGACCAUAAAAGGAGGAAGUACAGACCAAGAGACUAUUCUGUUAACUUAGAUGGUCAGAAAAUAGAGGAUACGACGAAGCCUGUUCGGUUAAAAGAACGUAGACUAACUUUUGACCCUGUCACAGGUCAGAUCAAACCUCUGGUACAUAAAGAAACUUCUCAAACAGAGGAAGGCCCCACUCCCGACCCUGUUGAGUCUAGGCAGAGAACUGAAAGCACUGUAUACCCGCCAGUUGCCCCGGCCCCGCUCCCUGCUCCAGCUCCAGCUCCAGGUCCAGCUACAGGUCCAGGUCCAGGUCCAGCUCCAGGUCCAGCUCCAGGUCCUAGCCCGAACCCCUUCCAUCAAACGAACUGGAAGGAGCUGUCGAGAAAUGAAAUCAUCCAGUCCUACUUGAACCUUCAGAGCAAUGUGCUCACCUCCUCGGGAGUCCAGGCCCCUGGUGCACACUUUUUCAUGUCAGAGUAUCUGAAAAGGGAAGAACAGGAGAUCAAAGACUCGCGGAAGGUACACGUUCUGCAGAAGGACAGCUCGGUAGGGGAAUUACCGGGCGUGAGCCGGGAGGUGACAGCAGAGGACCUGGACAGGAUACACACACAGCGAUGGCCGGGGGUGAACGGUUGUUAUGACACCAAGGGCACCUGGUUUGAUUGGACAGAGUGCAUAUCAUUAGACCCUCACGGGGAUGAAAGCAAAUUGAACAUCCUGCCAUAUGUUUGCCUAGACUGAGGGGUUUGGGGAGGUUGCUGUCCUUUUCCACUCCUUUUCCUUGUCUCCCCACAGAGACAAGAUACUUUGUGAUUUUGUUUGUCCACUGUGAGUUCGGCAAGAAGCCAGGCCUGCUAAACUCCCGCCCCAUGCCUCUUCCUCUUUCUGUGAUAAUCUGUUCAGAUUUUGGUAUAAAAAGAGUAAAGAUUAAAAGAAUAGUUGAGUUUGUAAUAUCAAGGGCUGUUUCUGUUUUAUUUUUCAAACUGAAAGCCACAGGAAUGAUGAGGCCCUAACAGCAGAGUGCUGCUACUAACACCCUAGGCGGAAAGAAAGAAAGAAACGGAAACAACAUUAUCAUCCCAGAUAAGCGGAAAUGGUGUUGUGAUGUGAAUUUUUAAUGUUCUGAAUCGUACCUCUAUUUCAGGCUCGCUGGGAUCGUUCUGUUGUCUUUUUUCGCCUUCUAGUUUCUAACAAGGAAUUACAAUCUAGGGUUAAGUUUGAGGGAAGGCUGGGGUUUAGCUGUCCUGUCCAGAUCGCCAUGUUGGUGCCCAUAAAGGUGUUGAUAGAAUUCAUCUAGCACAGGUAGAGCUGAACAUGUCCAGAGUAUGAAAUACUGGUGCAUAUUCAGCAGUUACAAGAAGCUUUAUGUGAGAUAUAAAGAGUAAAUUAUAAAUUUCUUAUGUAUACAUCUAUUUAUUUUUGACCUGUCCAUUUAUGGGACGUUCAUUCAAACAGGUGUUCAUAAACCUAUAGAUCUGUUUUGUUUCUGUUUGCAUCACAAUGUCGUCAGCCUAUCAUCAAUGUUCAUGGGGCAUACAGAUGUUUUGAGUUUUUUUGCAGGGUCUUUCUUAAAGAUUGCUUUCGGUCAUAAACAUUCCAUACACCAUCUUUCACCUGCUCUCCCUCUGUUUCAUCUCACAGCUCUUACAUGUCCACGCUAACUCUCAAGAAGAAACUCAUUCAGAAGAAUCACUUGGUUUCAGAUGGUUUUCUCCAAAUAUCGCUAAUUUAAACUUUAAUUCAGCUUCUCACCACAAACUAUUCUCUCCUCAUACCGAAAUAUUACGAAUGUGAAACUAGACUGUGCCGAUCAAUAAUUGCAUUUUCAGAGACAAAGACAUGGAAAUAUUUGAUGCAGAGACUUUGUUUCUGUUCCUUUUUAGAUUUUGUUUGCCUUCAGGAAUUCCUUCACGAUCUUCUGAGUUAAAACAGCCUUAGUGAAUGUACAGGAGUGAGACCUCUUAUGCAGUUGACAACUUGUUGGUCAUUUCAUCACUGGCGUAAUUCAAGUGUGAAUUGUGACUGAUGCUCCCGCAGUUUAUGUGCCCACAUUUGUACUCAGUUUCAGACACAUGAAAAGUUUUAGCAGCCGCUUUCGAGAGUUUUCUAAAACAUUUAAGAGGCUCUUUGAGGCGGCGUCUCUUUUUCUUAACAGCCACCAGAGAGAGAGAGAAAGCUGUGUGCAUCAGAUAUUCUUGCCAUUUUUCUACGCAAAAACUAAUACUCCAUUUUGAUUUUUCCCUUUAUACUCAUCCGUCACUACCACUUUUCUCUCACGUGAUUUAAAUGAUGAUUGGCUUCUGUGCAGCCUCUCUGUCCAUACCUUCGUUCAGUCAUUCAUCCUCUACCAAUGUGCCUUGGUAAAUGGUAAAUCUGGAUUUGCUCCCGCAUAAAACGCACCUGUUGGUGGAACCGGGUUUAUGUGUGACAAUUCCAAAUCCCGCGAUCGAUACGACGCUGUUAUAUGCACCGUUUCUGUUACUUUUUGUACACACUGAUCUAGCGAGGGUGAAGCUGCAGACAAUGAGAAACUGCACAACAACAACACAGCUGGCAAUAAAGGAAAAGUGCUACAACUGGUUGAGAAGGAUCUGUUUUCUGGAGUUUUGACUGGGGGCAUCUUUCUUUGUUCAGUGUUUAACAUCUCUCAAUUGUUUGAAAAAUAAAAUGAUCUAAAUCUUCA